AUGGCCAAGACUCCUUGUUGUGAAAGGAUGGGAAUGAGGAAAGGACCAUGGAGUGCUGAAGAAGAUCAUAUAUUGAUUUCUCAUAUUCAAACACAUGGCCAUGCAAACUGGCGUGCCCUUCCUAAACAAGCUGGUUUGUUAAGGUGCGGUAAGAGUUGCAGACUUCGUUGGAUAAACUACUUGCGACCAGAUAUCAAACGAGGGAAGUUUAGUGAGGAAGAACAAGAUUCUAUCUUAAAGCUACAUCAAAUUCUUGGAAAUAAAUGGUCUACUAUUGCAGCAAGGUUACCGGGAAGAACAGAUAAUGAAGUAAAGAAUUUUUGGCAUACACAUUUGAAGAAAAGGGUCCAAAAUGCUGAUAUUUCUAGUUACUCAUAUACUUUGAAAUUGCAAGAGGCACAAGCAAGUGAUGGUUCUAGUGGUUUAGGUUCAAGUAAGGAUUCAUCUAUUGUCUCUUGUGAUACUAAUUUAGAAGAAAAUAUGGAAAAUCAUGGUUCAUGUCAGAUAAGUGAAGAAAUGGAAUUUUGGUAUAAUGUGUUUAUCAAAUCAGGACAGAAAUCAUGA
This is a messenger RNA of Lathyrus sativus (Indian pea), 564 nucleotides long. NCBI's taxonomy places the organism in Eukaryota, Viridiplantae, Streptophyta, Magnoliopsida, Fabales, Fabaceae. The record is from the annotation of a GenBank genome assembly.